This is a messenger RNA of Papilio machaon (common yellow swallowtail), 990 nucleotides long. Its product is annotated as protein zerknuellt 1-like. Gene Ontology annotation, biological process: regulation of DNA-templated transcription. NCBI's taxonomy places the organism in Eukaryota, Metazoa, Arthropoda, Insecta, Lepidoptera, Papilionidae. The transcript has a single exon. Bases 1 to 990 code for a protein of 329 amino acids. The record is from RefSeq and is a predicted model, not a curated record. Gene Ontology annotation, molecular function: DNA binding; DNA-binding transcription factor activity, RNA polymerase II-specific.
AUGUAUCUAGAAAAUGAAUUUCUGAAGUCACAUUAUAUCGGUGUCGUUAGCCGAAAAGAGAUCGCAAACAAAUUGAAUAUACCCGAGAGAGCUGUAAAGGUAUGGUUUCAAAACCGUCGCAUGAAAGAGAAGAAAGAUAUAACCAAUCGACCUGUGACAGAGUACCAUCAUUAUGUUAAAACGGGACAUAAUGUUAGAUCUGUUAAUGAUCAAUUAAGUAAUGUGGAGACAUUGCAAUUAAAUAACAAUCUAUGUUCACAUUCCAUCUCACCGCAACCGAAGUCAAAAGCAAGUUUAAAUGAUUCCACUAUUGACCAUUUUCAAAAGAAGAAUCAUAACAACGUUUCAAAUACAACCAACAACAUGGAAACUGAAAGGAAACCAACAGAUGACGUCAUAAUGUCACAUAAUUUUCAAAACAAAACAAUAACAAGCAGCAGCAACGAAGUUAAACGUAACGCUGAACUAUCAAUCGAGUUGCUAAAAAAAUAUAAAAACCAUAUGCACAAUAACUCUAUAAAAAAGACAGUCAAAAGUAAAAAAAUACAAUCAAAACAUAGCGAAGCGAAGAAACCUAAGUUAAAUAGCCAAACCAUGGAGCGAAAAAGCCACGGUUCUGUUCCUCUGACAGCGCCAUCUAUUGUCAAACACCAGCAAGCAAUUUCACAAAUUCCUUCAGGAUACAUUCCUUUGUAUCCUCAACAACAUAGUCAACAAUAUCAUUCACCUGGGAACUUAAUAUGGAAACCACUGGGCCCAGCUGGCAUGUCAAAUCUUAUGUCUAUGGGUGAUUUCGCUUUUCUUCCUAAUCCACAUACCGUCUCCAAUCGACUUCCAAAAUCAAAUAAUAUACAAAAAAGUCAAUGUUCGUGUAAUUGUCAUAUGAAUCCACGGUUAGAUAUGACAGCUUUUUCACACGAAAAUCCACCACAGUACGUCAUAGCAGUGCCUUUUCAUAAACCGCCUGUUCAGUUUAGAUCCCCUCUUUAA